This is a messenger RNA of Penicillium hordei, 222 nucleotides long. RefSeq lists its product as uncharacterized. The transcript is spliced from 2 exons. The record is from RefSeq and is a predicted model, not a curated record. Lineage: Eukaryota; Fungi; Ascomycota; Eurotiomycetes; Eurotiales; Aspergillaceae. Bases 1 to 222 code for a protein of 73 amino acids.
AUGGUCAAGAAGAAUGCCGUCGACCACAUGACUGCGAAGGCGCUCUACGAAGCCAUUCUUGUCUUUGAGGAUGGCUCGAAACAAAAAGCGUGUGUCCUGACAGGUGCUGGUGGUAGCUUUUGCGCAGGAGCCGACCUCCAGAGUGUUGCACAGGCAAACGACGACACACCCCGCGACAACCUCCAACCUAUCAAUGGACGGGUCCCUCCAGACUCAUUUUAA